Labrus bergylta (ballan wrasse) is the source of this 1813-nucleotide messenger RNA. It is a transcript of the gene phax, whose product is annotated as phosphorylated adaptor for RNA export. The record is from RefSeq and is a predicted model, not a curated record. Lineage: Eukaryota; Metazoa; Chordata; Actinopteri; Labriformes; Labridae. Gene Ontology annotation, biological process: snRNA export from nucleus. Gene Ontology annotation, cellular component: nucleus.
UGGAAGGCGGAAGUGUGGUUUUAGCUUAGCGCGAAGAUUUCUUCAGGAGGUUUCAAGUUUUUCUGUGUUGAUAACCGACCUGAUUUCAACAGCUCGCAGAGGAAGAGCUGAACAGAGCUGAAAACAUUUCCGUCUUGAUGGGAUUAUCCGCUGCUGUGUCUGAGUAUUGAAGACUAGAAAUGGCGGAUGUCGGAGAUCUGAUGGGCGGCGAUCUGGAGGAUGGAGAGCUCUCCGGGUCCGGCUCGGAUACUGAGAUGGGGACACUAGUAGCACAGCCUCGACCCCAGGCUCCUCCAGCAUUCAGCGGUCAACCCUUCUCCAGCAGAGCCGCCUCCCAGCCUCCUGCAGCCGCGUACCGCAGCACUGCAAAGGCGGUGGAGUCCAGCGGCAGCGACGCGGACUCUUCGGACGAGGAGGCGGCUGUGUGGCGCAGGAAACGCCAGAAAGUUUCCAGCGCUCCUCAGCAGCCACCAGCCGCCGGCGUCAACCGCAUGCCCGACUUCGGAGCACAGGCAGGCCGAAAGGUGAACAACAUCUGGGGCUCCGUGGUGCAGGAGCAGUGCCAGGAUGCCGUGGCUGCAGAGCUGGGUAUAUUCGGCAUGGAGGGCGAGGUUAGCAUGUCCAGCAGGAACGUGGAGACGUAUAACUUCGUCCUGGCUAAAAAGAUAAUGGAGAAGGAGAGGGAGAUGGAGAAGCAGUCCAAGGACGAAGGAGAGGUGAGCAUGCUGGACGCUCAGCUGGAGGAGUACAUGAAGGAGAGGAACUCAGACGAGCGUGCAGGAGGUGACGCAAAGAGGAAGAGGUCGGCUAAAGAGAGGCUGGGCCCCAGAGCUGAGAUGGACAUUAAAGGCCGGUAUGAGAUCACAGAGGAUGACCCUGAUGAUAAGGUGGCGGAGGAGAUCGCACACAGGCUGCAGGAGCCUAAGACGGACCUGAUAGAGCGCGUGGUCAAAGUCAUCGGCAAGAAAAAAGCUAUCGAACUGCUCGGAGAAACGGCGACGCUGGAGGAAACGGGAGGUGUGUACACGAUGGAUGGCAGCAGACGACGGACGCCAGGCGGGGUGUACCUCAACCUGCUGAAGAACACGCCCAGCAUCAGCAAGGGCCAGGUGAGGAAGAUCUUCCUGGAGGAGCAGCAGAGAGAUUGUAAGAGCAAGAGGGCCGCCCAGAAGAGGAGGCGGCACGUGGUGGCCAAGAAGAUGAAGCAGGCCAUCGGCACGCUGAACCUGCAGGAGCACGACGACGGCUCCAGGGAGACUUUUGCCAGCGAUACCAACGAGGCCUUGGAGUCGUUGGAGGACGGCGCGGACGAGGAAGAGGAGGUGCAGGAGGAAGCUGCUGUGGGGAUUGAGGAGACGGCGGUGGUCUACAACUCCGUCGACCUGGAGGUUUUCUGAGGAGGGGGAUCUGAACAAGAACAUUCAGGAUUCAAAACACUUAAAGCAUAAUGUUCUCUACCAGUACAGAAUCACAGAGUGUCCUUUUUUUUUUGUUCUUUUACAUUAACUGUAAGAAGUGAUGUUGUGUUAAAAUAGUUUGGGUUUGGAACAGCAUGAGUUCAGCUAAUUCAGGAUUCCUAAUCUUAGAUUUUCUGCAUUGUAGUUUGAUUUCUGUUUCAAUGUUUUCCUAUAAAUCAAAGUGAAGAAAAUCUUUCCUGGAGUGACCGUUAGGCCCCUAAUGUUGAUGUUCAAAUGGAGAUUCUUUCUUUGUCAUUUUUCAUUAUAAAUGAAUGAGGUUGUGAUUCAUUGAAAUCAUUUGUUUGACUGUAACUGGAAUGUGAAUAAAGAUGAAGCAGGUGGAGUUACUAAAAUGA